Messenger RNA from Porites lobata, 14386 nucleotides. NCBI's taxonomy places the organism in Eukaryota, Metazoa, Cnidaria, Anthozoa, Scleractinia, Poritidae. The record is from the annotation of a GenBank genome assembly.
CAGCAAAUGCGGUGGGAUUGCAACUUUAUCUGAGCUCUUCUGAGCUCUCUGAGCUGUGGACAGUUUCGCUAUUGAUCUCUGUGAUUGCACUUUCCACCACUAAGAAAGUCCAUAGGUGAAAGCUUGUAGAUCUCAAGGCUUGUGACAGGCUGAGAGAACCAGCACCUGUGAAAUGAUGGCGUUUCGCUUUUACCUCCACUAAAUCACGAGGAUCGGCCGCUGUCAUCAUUGCGACCUUUAAUUUCAACUUCAUGGCAUCUUUCUCUGUUUAUCAGAUAGACGUCUUUUAUUCUCAUAAUGGCGAGCAAUAUUAGCGAAGAUUCAGUGGAAAAUAACAGUCCAGAAACCUUAGGCCUUAAGCCUCCCUCGCGGUCGAAAUCGCGUACAAAGUCCGUGGACGAGCUUGUUGCUAAACUGGAGGAGCAAAACAGGUAAGAAUAUCUAGUACGGCCUACACUUUCCUCUUUUCUUGCUGGUAGAUAAGGUAAAACGCGUCUUAAUUCUCAUUUCAAGAGGUAGCCAAAACAGAGAGAAAGCGAAAGCAAUUUCAGGUUGACGAGUUCGCAUGCUUUGAGCUUCAUAAUAAGCUUAUUUUUCUUUCUAUUUCCUCGGGUAGAACCUCUCGUUUAGCUUGACAGAAAUAUGCAUAACCUUAUAUUUGACGUCUUUUCUUCUGCAUUUUAAUGAUUGAAUUGUCAAUAUCUCCCCUUCUCUUAUCUUUAUACUGUUUUGAGAAGAGAGCUACUCAAAAUACAUUAUUCAUUUCGGUGAACAUGAACUCUUAUGCAUUCGAUCAGUGCCAAUGCGGCUUUCCUACACUUCAAUGUUAUUGGUAACAAAUAAUUAUUGAGAGCGCUCAAUUAUUUAAAUAGUUUGUCAUCCUUGGGUGACGCAUUUCCGGUAAAUAGGCAUGGUCAAAUUUUUAGUUCCAAACAUUUAGUACAUUUAACAUUUUCAUGUUAUUAAUAUUUAAUUUUUUGGCAACAUCUAUGUUGCAGUUAAUUUUUCAUCCCAGGUAAUUUUUCUUUUUCUUUUGUUUUUUUGGUAUUGUAGUAUAUUCUAAUGAAGUUGAAACAAAGGAAAAAUAAAAAUUAUCUAGGAUAAAAAAUUAACUACAACAUCUACAAAAGCUUUCAAUAUUUAAAAUAUUCUCUACUCAACACUACAUAAACUCAAUUUGUUUAAAUCUUAGACCUUGAGUGGUGGGAGCACUUUUUAAAGCGAUUAAUUUUUUUAGCUGUUAUUUUGAUUUCUAAGGAUUAACGGAAAUCUGUUAGAACCCUGAGUUUUCUCCCACAUCAAGUAUCACACAUCAUUCAAAGUACAGUCAGUCAUAAUCAUUGUAAUCAGUAAAGUAAAAGUCAUUAAAGGUCAUUUUAUUUUCACUGUUGCCAUCAUUAAUUCAAGGGAGACAGAUUAUAAACAGAUGUUGCUGUUAAAAAUAUCUAACUGUAUGUUAAUUUGUGCAGUUUUCUUAUAGGCUUUUUUCAAUAAUACCAAUAGAAAUACAGUUUAUGUGUAUCACAGAAUUUCUCUAGGGACUUACAAUCGCUCCAAGAAAAAUAUUGAAAACAAUGCUUAAGCAAAAUUUUGGAGGGAAAACAAAGAGUUUUAUGGUAUUUUUGAAAAAGGGUUAUAAUUAUUAAAUAUUGCACUCACUAAUGAGGCUACGGUUAAUUUUUAGAAAUCAGCACAACCUACAGAUUAGUUGGAUAUCUGCUUACAGAGAACUGACUAAUCUGUAGAUUGCAUGCACAGUAUAAUUGUCAUUUCCAAGACCAAUGUCAGCCUUCCAGUCAUGUGACAGUGUGUUUUCUGUCAUUUUCUUCACGUCUAACAACUGAAAUCACAUUCCGUGAGAUGCAAUUCGUGUUGCACAGGAAAUGAGACGUGACUGGUAAUGUACUUUUGAGUUGUACUGUAUAACUCUCACUCAUUUGCACUAGAUUUGGCACAUGGGGAAAAUGUGGAUAACUGAAAUAAUAAUAAACACUGUAAAGCUCUGCGUAAGUGUUAUCAGCCUCAGAUUUAGCCUUGGCAGAUGAAACUUACCUAGACCUUGAUUAUUCAGAGAAUACCACAAGAAUCUCAUCCAAUAAUUGUUUAUGGUCUUACUUUCCAUGCCAGGUUGCUUAGCAGUGAUGCAAAAGCCUUGACAACUAUUCCUGAUGGCGCCAUAUUAUCACCAGCCACCAGCAACAUUAAAAGAUGGUCAUCAUGCAGUGUAGGAAGUAAUUCCUUAGAUGGUGCCUCCGCAGAUUCCCCAGAGACACCAGAAAAUUACGAAGAAGUCUGUGUGGAGGCGGACACCUAUCACCAAUGGGGACAACUCAUCGGCAACUGGAAUGACACACACAAGAAGAAGCCCAAACUAGUAAGGGAGAUGGUGAGGAGAGGAAUUCCCAAUGCUUUACGUGGAAUGGUGUGGCAGCUGCUUUGUGAAGCAAGGGAUCUUCCACUCAAAGAUCAAUAUCCUCAACUUAUUAAGGUGACUAGUUGUGUUAGUGUACCGUAAAAUUCCAAAAGUAAGCCCCUCCAAAAUAAUAUAAGCCCCCCAAAAUUGUAAUGCAAAAAACUCUCCCUUAAAUCACCCCUCCGAAUAUAAGCCCCCUGAGGGGAUUGUACUUGGAAUUUGCCCCUGAAUACAAAGUAAAACAAAGCAAUAAUGAUAAAUUUCCUUUCCACUACAAGCUAGCCCAAUCGAUUUUGAAGGGCAAAUUUCCCUCUGUACAUAAGCCCCUCUGAAUAUAAGCCCCUCAAAAAGGGCCUUUGAAAAAUAUAAGCCCUGGGGCUCAUUUUGCGGAAUUUUACAGUAUGCUAUUUGUGUGCAAUUUUACCCAAUGUGAUCUUGGAUCUCAGUCAGACAACAAAUAUUUAUUGUUAAAUUUAUUUACAACAAAAAAGCUAAGGCAACUUGGAAGGAGAAUAGCUUACUUCUUUUUUCAAAACACACCAGAGAAAACUCCCCAUUUUCCAACCAGUUACUGAUGUUCGAAUCCUAUAGACGUUAUUUUAUUGCUACAGGUAGGAGUAAGGACAUGUCUUUUUUUGGGAGUGAACUAUUAGAUAGCAGAUUCAUCUUAAGUUUGCGAAACCUUCAUUACAUGCUUUCUGUUCAAAUAGGUUGUAAAAUUUUGUAAUAUUUGAUGUACAUGUAUAAUGUCAGUUUGUCAUCACAAUAUUGUUUGAGCCAGCAGACUUGGGAAAUUGACACAGACAAAUAAUUGUUUAUAAUUUCUUAAUUCAUGCUCAAAUUUGGUGUUUUAGGCACUUUAAUCUGCUACAGGUAGAUGUUUUACAAAUAAAUAAUUUUAUUAAAUUGUAACUAUUCUUGCCUGGAGUUUUUUUAGUUGUUGUAUCAUGACACAUGUACAAUGUACAGUAUCCAUUAUUUGUGUAGAGCAACUCAGCCUGUGAACGGAUGAUCAAACGCGACAUUGCUAGGACUUUUCCUGAUCAUUCAUUCUUUAAAGACAAGGAUGGAAUUGGGCAAGGAACUCUCUUUAAUGUCAUAAAGGUAACUUGAUAUGAAGUGGUUGACUUAUGUUAUACCUGCCAACUCUCACGCCUGCAGGUUGAAAACUUCGAUCUCACGCCGGCUCACGCCUGCGGGCCAAUUUCUCACGCCUGAUUGAAAAAUGUGAGUUGUUGCCGUCCUGCUUGACACAAUUUCCAAAAAUAUGUUAACUCAGACCCAUGUAAGGAACGAAAACCAUGUGUAAAAUGAAUAAAUGGCAAUACCUUCUUCGCGAUCUCUGAUUUUUGAGGUGAAAAGCACUGGGAGCGAGCUCGCCUUUGGCAGACUUCGGACGUCUUCGGAAGACUUCGGACUUCUUCAGGAAUCUUCGGAAAUGAUCGUGUCGUCUUCAAAAAUCCCAGCACUCCCAGGAUAAAAAUCUCACGCUUAUAUCUCAGAAAAAGUUGGCAGGUAUAUUAUGUUUGUGAAAAAGUACACAAUGUACAUGUAGUUAAAGGAAUUCGUAGCAUGAGUGUAACUUGCUAAUCAUUAAUAUUGUUUGUUUUUCCAGCUUAGUUAAGAUCUUUAAUGUUCUGAAGACAAUAUUGUCAGACAAUGUAUUGUCAGUUAGCAAAGUUUAGAUAUUGUUUCUGCAGCCUUCUCCUUGAUUGAGCCUAGCAUGGUUGUGAACUUUUUCUGGAACUGGCUCUCUUUCUUAGCUUGGUUUGAUGUAUUCUGACAAUCAGUCAUUGAGUUCUUUAUUCGAGGACAUUAUUAUUAUUUCGUUCUACAGAAAUAAUAAUAUUAGAACCAUCUUGGGCAGCAGGUGUAUGUUUUCCUGAGAUUGAAAAAUGAAUAUUUUAUUUGCAGUUUUAAAAUAGUACAAUGUAUUUUAUAAUAAUGACAUGUAACUUCCCCGGUAAAUAGUGCCAAUACCAUGGAUACUAAUUGUUGGGCAUCACUACAUUGAUAAACAUCUUUCUUAAAAGUGCAUGUAGAUUGUCAAACAGAAAAGCAUCAUUUUAUGAGAAUGAAUGUGUUUAUACAACAACUCUUUGUAUGAGAAAUGCAGGUUUUAUUUAAAUUAAAUUACUGUAUUUAGUGGUUAACCCCUUAAACCCCUAAGAUCAAAAUUAACAUUCUCAUUUGUUGCCUCUAUUCAUUUACUAUAGAAUUUGUGGGGUGAAGUUAAAAAAAGAUCAGGCAAAUUCUUGUGUGAUCAUACCCUUAAUUCUCAUUACCCCACUGUUUUUGAAAACAUAAGAUACAUUACAAGGAAAAAUUUAAUAAAAAAAGGUUGAGUUUGAUCGUCUGGGUGAACAUAGUCCUGAAUAGGACUGUUGUUGUUGACAGUGACUGACGUUUCGACAACCUGUGCGUUAGUCAUCUUCAGAGUCAAAGUGAGUUGUAUCAACUGUUAAGUUCUCAUUCAGUUUUCAUUAUUUUUAGUUUCAUUUCAUUUCCAGUGUUUCAUUUAUGUCAUUGCUUUGUUUCUAAUACUCCCCCUGGAUAGCUCUUAUUUCAGUCGAUUGCACGUUUCUCGCAUGAUACAGUAGAAGAAUAAGUUUUUGUGUCAUUUAGUUUCGUUUCGUUUCGUUAUUUGGACGUUUACUGUGUGGGUCAUAUAUGUAAGUAAUCAUUUUCGUUUCCUUUCGUAGAUAUUUUUGUUGAUUUAGUCUUCAGGUUAUUGAUUUAGUACUUUAUUUGUCCCCUCGUGGGCAUACAUGUUAAUUUCGUAACAAUUUCGCAUAUUUCGUUAUUUACUACAGUAUGGAUAUUUCAGUUACCUUUCUACUAAUUUUAUCAUCAUCGAAAGUCAAUAUAUAAAGCAUUUUAUUUAGGUUUACAGAUGUAUUUGUUAAGUGUUUUCCAUGCAACAAUAAGAAUCUUCAUGUGCAGGGUUCCGCCCCCAAAAUGCACAAGCUUGUACUUUGUCAUUAAGCCUUUUGUACACCAUUAUGUUUAUCGUCUUUUGUUUCGAUCGCUACUCAUUUAUAUUUUGAUUUCCGUUAUAAGUUAGUUCAUUUAGUUGUAUUUGUUUUUUAGUUUAAGAGAAUCAUUGAUCGCUGGCAAGAAAUAAAUCAAGUUGAUUACAUCACAUCAUUUCAUCGCCUGCAAGUUUUUGAUCUCCGUAUUUAAAUAUCCCCGAUCAGUUAGCGACACGUUUGAUUUGUUAGUAAAGAACAUGACCGUCGCUUCGCAUUAACAUCAACCUUUUGAAAUGACUCCUGGGUUCAAGCCUUUCACAGAGAAAGUUAAUGUUGAUCACUCUUAAGGCUUAAAGGGUUAAAUCAUGUGGAUUACUGGUACAAAAAAUUAAAAAGAAAAUUUAAUUAUGUGAUUCAUGCUAAAUUGUAAUAGGCUUACUCCAUUUGGGAUAAGGAGGUUGGAUACUGUCAAGGAAGUGCAUUCAUUGUUGGCAUAUUGUUAAUGCAGGUAAGAUUAAGCUUGUAUAAAUUUGCCUCUGUUGUAAAUGUAUAUAUAUUCAGGACAAGCGGAGUUGGUUUGAUCUAUUCUUGAUAAGUCAACUUCUUUCCUGACUUACAUGUACAGCAUCUAUUUAGGAAAGAUUGAAGUGACUCUUGCUGGUUGGAAUUUUGGGAGGAAUGCUGAAAUAUUAAUUGAAAUUGUUGUGCUUUAAAACUCAAAAGUAAAAAGCUAACCAAAAUUUACUGAGAAUUGCAACGCAUCCCAAACUCACAGCUUUUCAAACUUGACUGCUCUACCUCGCUGACUAUUCCUGAUGUUCCAGUCAAAGAUUAAUAUUUAUCAGUAAAAAUGAUUUCAUGUUUGUCGCAAGAUUUGGAAUUUAGCAAACAAGUUAUUCGAUUCAGGGUUAUACUAUAAAUGUCUCGCACAAGAAACAUCUGAUCUACGAGCAUCUUAAUCAGGUUUCAAAUGCCACUCUCUUCACUUCAAUGCAAAUUUGCGAAGCCCCCUCCUCUGCGGUAGUUUCAAUUUACAAUCUCACAGUUAUUUACAUUUAGUUGCUGUUUCACCUGUGUUAAAAAAUUCUAAUGACUCCUCUUCUGUCAGUCAAAGUGGUUCAUGUCACAAACGCUGAUUAAGAAAACUAGGCAAUUAAAUAGUUAAUAGUAUUCACUUGAGAUCAAGUGACAGUAACUUAUGUACAGUACUAAGUUGAGAGUAUGUACAGUAACUUCCUUCUUAGCGAAAUUAGAGAUGCUACACACUUACAUGUACGUAAUAUAAAUACUUCUAAUUACAUCUCUAUUCUUCUUUUGUAGAUGCCUGAGGAAGAGGCAUUUUGUGUAUUUGUAAAACUUAUGCAAGAUUACAGAAUGAGGGAAAUAUUUAAACCAACAAUGGCAGAACUGGGCCUUUGUAUCUUUCAGCUAGAAAGCUUCUUACAGGUACAUUUUGGACAGAGGAGGCAACAUUUUGUUUUGUUUUCUUGUAUGCACAUACAUAGCCUGAGGAAACAGCCAUUGUUUUGCGAUGCCACCACUGGUCUCUGCACUCUCACCGUCUAUGAAAUGACCUGAGAAAUGAGCAAGGAGUUUCCAUACUGAUGAUGUGUGACUACCCAGAUCUGGGUAGUGCUUCUGAUUGGUUGUACCACUUUAAUAGGAAAUUUGCUUCAGCCAAUCAGUAUGGAAUGAUGAUGUGUCAUCAGUAGGGAAUUUCUUCGCAUGUUUUUCAGAGGCCAUUUUGCAGGGAAACCAGUGGUUGCAUUGCGUCCGAUGCUAGUAAUAUAAGCAGACAAUAAUAGUUGUAUUUACUCAAUAAAGCACUCCAGAACGUGCACUCUUGUUAUAUUGCAUUAGCCAAUUCUCUUCACUAAAAGCAGUGCCGUAGCCAGACCAAACGGCCAACCGAGGCAGGCGGGAGUUGCUAGGGGGGUUCGGGGGCAUGCGAUUUGCAGCGUUUUCUGUUCCUUUCGGUAACUUUUUUUCGAGUUAAUUUAAGUGGAAUUUAAAAAGCAAUAAUCAGAAACAAGCUACAUAAUCUGGGUGACCGUUAACCUCGCCAAUGGUUUUGAUCAGUAUUUGUUCAAAAAAAAUUUGAGUUAACGUACGUAGCCCCUUGAGAUCGAUGAUAUGGUAAUUUUUUCAUAGUAUAUUGACUGAAUUGCUGAAUUCUUUGUAAUAUCAUGAUGCGUUAAAAAUAUCCGAUGAUCGCUUAUGUAAAAUAAAAAUGAUCGGCGAAAUUCGUCAAAAUUUUACCGAGGCGAGUGCCUCGGUUGGCCUCAUACUAGCUACGGCGCUGAAAAGGUCUGCAUUUAUUGGAUAGCAAAUUCAUGCUUAUUGCUGGGAUAAAAAAGCAAUAAUAAGUCACUGCCUCAAUUAGGCGCUGCUCAUUGAUUAUUGUUGAAUCUUUUGUCGUUGCUGUUGCCUUUUUCACUGAAAUGAUUGCUGAACAUAUAAUUUACAGUGCAUACCAGUGCUUUGAAAACAAUGGUGCUUUCAUCUUUAAGAACUGGUAGAAAGACUAGACCAGUGUUAUUUUGUGUCUUUUAUAUAAAAAUAUCAGUGGUGCUGCCAUUGUUGAUGCCCCAGAUUAGUACAUGUAUUAAUCGAAGUUUAUUUUUUAUCCCUUUAAGGAGAGUCUACCUUUGUUGUUUUCACAUUUUCAAGCCCAGGUUAGUUCUGUACAUAGUGAUGGAAUGAACAGGAUCUACUGCAGCCUAAAUUGAUAAAAGUACAUGUGUAUGGGGAAAUGUAGUUUGAUACAUGUAUAGUAAUUAUUGACUGUCAUCCAUUCACUAUCCCAAUGUCUGGCUCCAAAUCCCGUUUCCCUUCCCAUGUAGGUUGAAUCAUUGAAAAUUCCAAUUGCCCGGAAGGAGAAGGGUCUUAGUGGCCAAAAUUGUGGAAGAAAAGUAUGACACCCCCCUACAAACCAAUAAUCCCUUCAUGGGAGGAGUAUGGAUAUUUUUCUGGAGAAACACAUCUACAGGCUGUAUGUAGAUUUUCACAUAACAUUGUAGAAAAGAACUUUGUGAUAGAAGAUUAAUUUGUUUUGUUAUAAUAAUUUAAAGGAGCUAGUUACACUGUACAGUUUCUCAAUUUUGAAAAAACUUUACCCUAAAUUAAUUUUUUAAGUGAAAUAUUUCUAAUUGCUUUUAAUCUCCUUUUUCCUUGUCGUAGGGUUUCCACACAGCUAUGUAUGCAUCAUCGUGGUUCUUGACACUGUUUGCUUCUGUGUUUCCCCUGAAUGCUGCAUUUAGGAUAAUGGACGUUUUUAUUUGUGAGGUAUGGCUCCAGCAUGGUUUUGCGAUGCACAUGCCACUUAAAUAAAUUAAAAUGUUGAAGCGUUUGACACUUUGUUCUUUCCUAGUAAGUGUAAGAGGCAGAUUUUUUCUUUUUUUGUAACAUUUUGCAUUCUAGCACAUGCAAAAUAAUUUGAGUUUCCCAGAACAGGAAGUAUACUUAUUAAUAAUUACUAGGCAAUGAAAAGCCUAUUAAUAGCGAAGCUCUUCUUCCGUGUUCUCUCGUAUGAGAACCCCGUUAUAAUAAAUGGGAAAUGGCCAUAUUAUUAUUCUGUUGUCGUUGUUACGUGACUGCGUAGGUACAUCAGUAAAGGAAACAUGCACUGCUUGUGCGCAAGGGCAGCCCCGGGCAAGCCGUGUUUAUCUCGGUGGAAAAUCGUAUGGCAGUAAAAGAAAAAAGUGAUUUAUCCAAAAAAAAUACGCACUUUCCUAGGUUUUUAACUCAGGUCCUUGGAACGGGUGCCUUUGCUCUUUUUUAGUUUAAUUGCCUUUUUUUGAACGGUUUUGAUCUGUUAGCAUGGGAUCUCUUUUUGUUUUGGAACUGUUCGUAGACUGAGUUUGAUUGUUGUGUUCUGUUGCCCUUUUAAAGGGAAGGGAAGGUCUCUUUCGUGUGAUAUUGGCGAUGCUUACACUGGGACAAGAGGAAAUACUGGAACUUGAUAUUGAGGGAAUGCUUAGGGUAAGUCAGUCAGACAAUCGAUAGUCUCUGGCCUGGGAGCAAGCUCUCUGGGGCGCUCUGGCGGCGGGGCGGGAAGAGGAAGGAGAGCUUGCAACUACAUGUACAUGUACUUGGUCUGGAAGUUGAAAAAAUCGAUGCGAAAUGCUGAUUUGCGAAGAUGACGUUAGUAAUGACGUCAUUAUCGUUGGCACGUGUUUUUCACUGUUUGUUAAUAUUUGCGCUCGUUUUCGCUUCGCGCUGAUUGGCAGAAAUCUGACAGCUCAGUCGAUGGGGAGCCACAGGGGAAUACUAUUGGAGGUGGAAUUCAAAUUGCAAGCUCUCCUUCCUUUUCCCGCCCCGCCGCCAGAGCGCCGUGGAGAUCUUCCUCGCAGGCUUAUAAUUCUCUGUAACUCACAACACAUCUCAGGCUAUGUUCACUCUAUACCGAAUACAUAGCUUUUCCGCCCGCACGAAAACCAGACCGGAUAGGACUACUGUUCACACAUAAGUACGGUGAUUUCGGCGCGAUUUCUGUGACGGAGCGAAGCUGCCCCUCGCCGAUCUCUUAACCGGAGAGUCACAUAUCGGACAGGUGGUCAUACGAUACCGGAUAGCCUUUAGUGUCAGCACGAUAAGCUAUGCGGUAUAGAGUGAACAUACUCUUAAACUUCUACUGUGUGUGCCGUACGUAGUGGCAAGGCUUUUUUUUACCUUAUCUGUCGUGUUUUUUGCUCCCUUUUAAAGUAUUUUCAGAAGGAUAUGCCGGACAAAUAUGAAAAGGACAUGACGGUACUUAUGAAGGCGGCCGCUGAAGUAAAAGUGAGCUCAAGGAAAUUAAAGAGGUAGGUUAUCACUCAACGCAAAGUCAGUGAGUACGCGUUGAUUGCUGUUAGUGUACUCUGAGGACAAUUUCCCAACUACAAGCCCCCGGGGGGCUUAUAUUUGGAGGGGUGAUUUAACGGAGGGUUUUUCGCGUUACCGGAUUGGAGGGCUUAUAUUUUGAAGGGCUUAUACAUGGAGGGGCUUAUUUUCGGAAUUUUACGGUAUUAAGCUUAGCAUCGCGUUUACGUCCAACGGCAAACGUGAAUUUAUACCUUAUUACCAAGUUUCCAGACACGAAAAUCGGUAGAUUCACGCCAAUUCUAUCCUUAAGAAUUGUUUUAAGCUGUGUUAUCAUCAGCUCAUUUCUCAGUUUUGAAAAUUUCUCAACUUGAAUCUCACGUUUUGCCGUUUGCCGUAAAUGCGAUGCUUAAUCUCUCUAAUCAUUUUUUCCUUGUACGGAUAGUAAGAGAUACGUCUGAAUAUUUUUCUGCUUUGAAAGGUUAGAGAAAGAAUACACACGUGUAAAACACAAAGAAGCAGAAGAUAAUGAGGAAUUGCGGCGAUUAAAAACCGAAAACAGACUACUUCUUCAGAGAAUAGACGAGCUUGAAAAGGUAGGAGACAUGGGUCAGUUGGAUUUGUUUGCAAUUGCAUGAACUCAUUAUUUAUUCUCGUUUUCUUUUGUUUGUUAUUAUACUAUCUUUGGAUCUUGCAUGCAUUUUGGAAUGUUUUGUUCAACAACUUAAAGUAAACCGUUGACACAGUUACGCAAUCAGUCCAUCGGAGACGAACUAACGAUAGCAUUUUUAAGUGUCUUUUGAAAUUAACAUCGAUCUUCUUUAGCAAUCAUUUGCUUUACCUAUUCUCAAAAAAUCUUAAAACAAGUGUUGUUGAUAUACAUACUUUUUUCAUUUUUUGUUUUUUGUUUUUAUAGGAGGGGGCCAAUUUAGCCGAUAGAUUAAUACAGGUAAACGGCUUUUUCUGUGCAGAUGGAAUGGGCAGUGUUUAAGUUUAGAACCGUGACUAAACUAGGGCGCAAGUUUACACCACAAUCUUGUUUGUCUCCAGACUAAAUUUAUGUGGCGACAUAGAGCCAAGUCCAUCCCUGCUCAUGAAAUCCAGAGUUUCUUCACUUCUUACUUGGUUCUAUACACUUCUCAGAGGUGUGGAAGUAGUGAAUAGUCUGACAAAGUCAGGAUAUUGUCACACUUUUACCCAGUCACGAACCCUUUGUAAUUCUUUACUUCGUUCAGUGUGGAAGUGUGGAAUAGCGUGGCGACAUAAACGCCUAAGUAAACGCACAUGUACUUGGAUGUAAAAUGCCAGUUUCAGUGCAGUUCAGGUAAGGUCUAAGAGACCACAUCAAGCGUGAGUUGCGUCGGUUUAUGAAACAAUACAUCUUGAGCCUGCGUGCUAAGAUUUUGGCCGGAUUCUAGUUUCAGCACCCCACUUCUCCUUUGGGUCAGAGCUUGAUAGUCAGUUACUCCUUUGUUGAACUUUACUCUGUUGUUAGGUUUUCACCUUAUGACGUUCUAAUUCCUCUUAUUUUAGGGCCAAAUUACUCGAGCUGAAGAACAAGAGCAAAUUUAUACUCUCAGGAGAGAUCUUGUACUUAUAAGAAAACACGACGAGGCCACAACGCUGGCUCUUUUGGAGGCCAACAGACGUAUAGAGGAACUCGUCAUGUUUAAGGUUUGAAACAUAGUUGCUUUGUAAGAUGCCGGUGUACAGUAAGAUGUAAAACUGAUUACGAAAAGUCAAAGUAGAUGUGAAGAUACAUGUUAAUCGUUGUCCGUCCUUAUAUGCAUUUAAAAACUGAAAAGAGACUUACUUUGUUGACUUUAAAAAAAUGCACCUUAUUUGAGUGUCAAAGUAUUUAGCAAGAAAGUACUAAUUGGAGACACUAUUUUUUACGUCUCCAACUGGAAACGGGACCGCCAUUUUACGUGGUCAUCCGAGCCUCGCGAAGGUCUAGCCGCUCUCUGUGCAAAGAGAGUACCUGCUUUCUUGCGACCGAAAAAUAUCGACGCGGACGGGGUGUUUUGCCUGAAAGCCGCCCUCCGAUUUGCCACCACGUGUUCCAAAAUAGCCAGUAAAAUUGCCCGAAAAUAAGUCAGUGGCCUGGAUUAUAAGUACAUACAAACUACUGCUCCAAACGCAACCCGAUUCGUGAUUCGUGAAAAAUUAAUCAAUUUGUACCGAUUAGUUAAAAGUAUUAUUAUCGUUCAGAAGCUCUGCAUCUUUUUUUGUUGGUUUGACUUAUAUCUGUUGACUGAAAUUGUUAAUGAGAUGCCUUUCUUUGUAGAAUCACAUUAUUAAUGAGAUGGCCUCACGCCAGGACGCCUCUCCCCCCUCCCCAAGGGAUGUCAAGCUUAUUUCAUUAGAGGCAGAAUUGGAAGAGUGUAAGAAAAGGGAAUCCAAUACAAAUCAAAUUAUUAACGAUAUGACGAAGAGAACACGGGAUUUGGAAAACGAGGUUGGUCAUUUUCUUUGUUUUAUGAGAACCUAUCCCUAGGACGCAAAGGUGAAUGCUUACUCGAAUUUUUGUAUCACAUCUUGGUACGUGCCAUUCUUGGGCCCAUUUAGUUUGCUUUGAAGUCGACCAGUAUAUUUCAAUACGGUUUUGAAAGUACCCUGCGCGUUGCAUUGUUUCUUGUUUGUUAAAGAUGGUCAACUUUUGAGUUAAAGUUAAAGAGCAUUUUGUGAGCAGUUAAGGUAAAAUUGAGACUGCUUGCAGUCGUUCUGGCUUACAGGCCGGAAAAGCUGGCUGACCUAAAACCAGCGAGUGAGCGAUGCGGUGUAUGGUUCACCUGCUGUCGAUUUACUCUCGCUGUGGUUAGCAUCCAAAGACAAAUUAUGCACCAAAACAAAUUUAGGGGACUACAUAGAUAUGCGUGGCUGUCAUUUAUGGUUAAUCUAACUCUACAAUGAACAACCAACAUUUGGGGAUUUAUGGAUUGCUUGGAGGCUAAUAGGCCCCUAACAGAGUAAACGCGAGGCUAUUUAGCAAUUAUUCCUCGAGUCCAUGAGGCCGAGAGGAAUAAUUGUUUUAGUAAAAUCCAACUAGUUGGUCAAACAUGUCGAGACAAAACACCUUUAGCUAGUAGAACGUGAUUCAGCCACCGCUGUUUCGGUUUUCAAAGCCAGCGCUCUUCGCUACUAGUGGGCUAUAACAUAUAGCCCAGUAGUAGCUCAACCAAUCAGAACGCAGCAUUGAUAAUAGACCACUAGUUGGAUUUUACUAAAAGGCGUUAUACAUGCACUGAGUAGACCCUGUCCAAUUCCUCUAGCUCUAUCUGGCAAAGGAAGAUGCAUCCAAGUCAAAGUUCCCUCAAGUGACCUUCACAGGAUCAAAUGGAACUGAGACACAAGAAAAUGGAACUGAAAAUGGCAUGUCUAAAAACAGUGCAAGCUGAUGGUGAUGUUGCUUGUCCAAAGGUACAGUUUUCAUCUGUUAAACUGUGCGCCUCCUUUGUGAAUGUUUACUUCAGUUAUUGAGAAAUUCUAAGGUUCCUUUGGACUUCUACUGUCUUUUACUUCUGUACAAAAGCCUGGAGAUUGUCCACGAUUUAAACUCUCUUGCUUGGUAUACUUUAUGCCACUUAAAAAGAAUAUCUAGAUGUAUUUUAAAGGCAAGGUAGACUACGAGCAGCCGUUCUCUUGUGUUUCGCGGCGUUGCCGCUUACCGCUCGGUAGUUACGGUGCCACUUCACUUGCUUUGAAGCAGAAUAUAAAGAGGCAAUUUGAGGCUGGGUUUGUUUAUUUUAGUUGUGCGUAUAGUACAAAAUAUUUCCACUUGAGGAUGAAGCAAAUUUUUGAUAAUCGAUAGUUCUCUGCGCCACUGAGGUUUUUGGUGGCGAAUGUUUGACUUUACUGGGGGAGUGUUAAAAAUGUAAGUUUUUCAAAACGUAUUUUCAGGAAUAAUAUUAUACGAGCGGUUUUAGGUUGUGUCAACAGUCGGUUAAUUUUCGGGUUAAUUUGCAUUUGUCGUGCAGCUCAAAAUAUAGCGUAGGAGAACCUGAACCAUUUUUGUAUCAUGCAUCAGAUUUAAAUGGAUAAAGUAUUAAUUCCGUUGUACAUAGUAAGCAUUGUCUUUGCCUCUUGAAGUCUCUGAAUAGCAAGAUGCUUAAUGACAAUAAUUUUUGUUGAAUUUAUAAAGUGGAGAUGGUAUUGUUGAAUUUUUCUGCAAGUGACGGAAAGCAAUACAAGUAAAGUAAAC